AUGAAGGCUUGGAAAUGGAGUGGUGCUGCGUUAUACUUACUCGAGAAGCAUCAAGGCCCUGACGAACGCGUCAAAUCACCUGUUGACGAAGCGGAGUACAGAUGCUUAUGGUGGUCCUGUUUUAUUCGCGAUCAACUAAUGUCCUUAGCAUCACAACAGAGUCCUCGGAUGGCGUUUUCUCCUUCGAGGGUCUCCAUGAUUUCCGACCAUGACCUCGGGUCUUUGGGGAUUUCCGAGAAUUGGAAUGUCUCGCACAAUAUCGAACCUGUAGACCAUCUUAGAAGUUUGACUGAGAAUCAGACUCUUGCAACCCUGUUUAUCGAGCGGGCCAAACUUUCAGUGAUUCUCAAUCAAUUCAGCCGAGGUCAAAGGCAAUCAAAUGGUCGCUACAGGAUGACAAGCCUGCUUCCUGGCUGCGAUAAGCCAUCGACAACUGGAGAAGAAACUGUAGCACAAUUAUUGUUGUGGUAUUGCAGCCUCGACAACAACGCACGAUACUCGCAAGGGACUGACUAUAACCCCAACAACGGCUCCUCUCUGCAAGAUGGUCUGCUGCCAUUUUAUCAAGCUCUCUUGUUGAUCCCAUAUUAUCUGACCUUGAUCAAGGCAAAUUUUCAUGACAAAAGCGAAUGUUGCAACGAUCCACAGUCUGCAUCAAAGCGAGUGCUAUAUGCACGACAAGAAGUGAGUCGGCUUCUGCAGGAUUUGAUCAAGGGCGACAGGCUAAAACAUAUACCAACCGAUCUGGUGGAAUGCCUCCUGCCAUUUGCAACCACCGUCCUCCUAGAAAAGACCAGUACUCCCAGUGCAAGUCGCGAGCCGAUGUCAAAUCGGAUCGAGGGCUUCAAGCAAUGUUUACAAGUCAUGCGGGUUAUGAUGGCGAAUGACAGACUUCAACCACAGAAUGACUAUCGCAUUUCCCUUCUUGGAGCAACAUGCUCCUUAUAUGCCGGGCUCGAAGAACGACCGCGAGAUCUUGGUCUGGGAGGAAUGGCUCGGAAUACCAUGCCCUUUACUGGCACCGACAUUCUAGAUGCUGCAGUAUCCUCGACGAAAGAGAUCUUUUCGGAUUGUUCGUUCCAAUGGCAAUCACCUCGGCAUGAUGAUAUGCAAGAAACUUCAUUGUUGAACAGUGUUCGCCUCAAUGAUCACCAACCUCAGCUGAAUGGCUCGAAUGAACAGACUUUCCCAUCGGAUAGUUUGAUCGACCGUAGCUUUAGUGAAGAUGUCUUAAGUGCAGAUGAUGGCGCGCUGGCUUUCUCUUGA
Messenger RNA from Exophiala bonariae, 1266 nucleotides. RefSeq lists its product as uncharacterized. Bases 1 to 1266 code for a protein of 421 amino acids. The record is from RefSeq and is a predicted model, not a curated record. The transcript is spliced from 2 exons. NCBI's taxonomy places the organism in Eukaryota, Fungi, Ascomycota, Eurotiomycetes, Chaetothyriales, Herpotrichiellaceae.